Cladocopium goreaui is the source of this 12393-nucleotide messenger RNA. The record is from the annotation of a GenBank genome assembly. NCBI's taxonomy places the organism in Eukaryota, Dinophyceae, Suessiales, Symbiodiniaceae.
AUGGGGGGCACGGAAGUCCAUUGCACUUUUCCAGAGAGCACUACAAAAUGGACGAAGCGACAUGGCAUGCAGCCUCCAAUGUGCAACCGCACACUAGGAGGGCCAGAUACAGCACAUGGAAAUUCCAAAGUGGAGAAGAGGAGCCUAUUGCGGGCCUAUAAACGAUCACUGACUGUGGGAUCAGCAUGGUACAGGGGCAAACAUUACACUUCUGACACACUUGAGCGCAUGGGUUGUCGCCUUCGAUCACCCACUCACGCUCAGCCUCUGACACCUGGAUUGCAAUCGGACUGGCAGAAGUGCAACUCCAAGCAUGGCAGCAAAGGCAGGAUCAAGUUUUGGCAAUGGAACAGUGGAGGAUUAGCCUCCCACACCAUGGACGAGGUCAAAGCUUGGCUGGUGAUGAACUGUGUUGACAUUGGUAUCAUAGUUGAGACGCGGCUUUCCUUUGAUUCUCAUUGGACUGACAAACAUUGGCAUCAUAUUCACUCUGGAGAAGGAGGCAAUCGAGGAAAGGGUAUUCUUAUUUUAAUCUCCAAAAGAAUGUGUCAGAUGAACCAACUCAGAUGGCAAAUUCAUGACAGUGGACGGCUUAUCCACCUACGCAUGCAACUGCAGCCUCGAGCCAUUGACUUGGUGGCGUGCUACCAGCACACAUUCCAAGCCACGAGACGCAACCAACAAGCACGCGAUCAAUGGUGGACCUUGCUUGCCCAAGUGUUGUCAGGUUUACCCAAUCGACACUGUCUUAUUCUGGCAGGAGAUUUUAAUUGCUCUGUCCCAGCAUCCCCUGGGUGUGUUGGCACCUCCAAGUUUGCAUGGCGGGGUAACAAUGUCACAGGCACGUACCAUGGGGACCACCCCAAAUUUCUGCAGAUCCUCAGAGACAAUGCACUGACAGUGCUGAAUUCCUGGACGGCAUCAGCUGGACCCACCUACGUCCAUUGUGAUCAAGCGAGCAGAAUUGAUCACAUCUGCGUACGACAAUCUUACGCAGACGGGGAGGCCAAGAAUGUGCAACAUUUGUGGCAUUCACCCUUCCUCAACCAAACAGAGGUUGGACAUGUCCCUCUACUGACAACAAUUGCCAAGUAUUGGAUCCCGGACAACCGUUCUGACAAGAUCCACAAUGUGACACUGCAACAACGUCAGAUGAGUCGACAAGCUUUUCUGUCGCAAUCAGACACCUGGAGGGAGUUCACAACCGUCUCCCAGCAGUUGCUGCUGGACCACCUGAGGGCUCCUGUACCAGAUGCAGAUGCUGCACUUCAAAGUUUGCACCGUGAGAUGCUCAGUUUGCAGUUUGCCAGACCUCCAGGGGUCCCGUUCUCAUUGCAACAGUUGGAGAAGGCGCUGUCUUUGAUCCCAGUGACCAAAGCUACGGCCAAACCUUUUGAGAUCAUUCAACUGCUGGCCUACUGGCAUGAAGCAACAGACUAUUUUGUGCAGCAUGACCUGGACACCACCCAAAUCCCUAUUGGCCGUGGAGUGCGCCAGGGAUGUAAGGCGGCGCCAGGAUUGUGGAACAGCUUUAUGGUACUCCUCUUACAUGACCUCAACAUGCACAUCCCCUUAAGCUGGAUUCAAAACUGCCUUACAAUCUACGCUGACGAUUUUCAUGUUGGAACAUCAUUUACUUGCAUGGAAGAAUUUUGCCUUUUUCACCAUUUUAUUGGCAUUCUUUUCUUGACCAUGCAAUCACUGGAUAUGUCCAUCAACCCUGGCAAAUCUGUGGCGCUGAUUGAACUGCGUGGCUCAGAGAGCAAGGCUGCAAGGGCACGCUUUGUGCGACGUGACCACAACGGCGACAGCUUGAAAAUCAUCAUUCCUGGCGGCGCUGCCAUCCACAUACCCAUUUGCAAAAGCACCAAGUAUUUGGGCGUGAUCAUUUCUUAUGGCAGUUUCGAAGAUUGCAGCCUCAAACAUCGACUCAAGCUGAUGCAUGUUGGUUUCCGCAGACUGCAACGGUGGCUCACGGGGAAACACAGCCUGUCCCAGAUCCCACACGGUGAUCCCUGGACGCAGAGGCCAGACAACGGUGUGAACUUUGUCUUCUCUGUUUUCCUUCUCCUGCUGAUUUGGUUCAACACCUUCAGACUGCACAUGGACUUCAAGGUGGAAGACCAAUGGAUCGAGGCCUGCUUUGAUGGAAAGAUGACCCAAGUGUUGCAAUCAGCAGCCACACGCAUGCGCUUGACGGUGGUCUGCCAGGCAUGCAACAAAGGAUGCAAGAGGGCUGCAGACCUAGCCCUGCAGCUGGCGAUGAGCUACCACAGGGCCCACCGCGAGCCUUUUGCUCCAAUGCUGAUCACGGACAUGAUGCUGCAGGCCAUUCUUUCAGCCAAGCUGCCCAGAGCCCCAAAAUAUCGCCUUGAACAAGCAUUGGUGCAUCGACAGUUUGCUGAUACAUGGCAGGACCCAGAGCUGCUGCAAUUUCUCAGAACGUACUGCCUGUACUGCGGGCACCAGACUCACACCUCAGACCUGGCACUACACCUUCGAGAGGAGCAUGCCUGUGGCCACAACACAUGCUUGUUUUACAUGGAACAGCUCUUGCCCACAGUUCAUGCUUUGAAUCCUGAUGAUUAUCAAUGUCAGCUUUGCGGCCUGAUUUUCAAUCUUCCUGUUCACUUGGGCACAGAUCAACCAGCACAUGAUCGGAUCGUUCUGGCUCUAUCCCAUCUGAAGGGAUCCUGCCCGACGUUGCUUCAAUUGUCCUUGCUGUUUGGUGCCUUGCUGCAUGGACGCCAACUGCGACAUGGAGAUGGGGGACAUUUGCAUCACCAAUCAGAUGCGGGAGGCUUUUGGAGCCAUCAUGCCCAUGCUGGACAAGAGUCUCAACCUGACGCCCAAUCCGAGACGCUCCAAGGCCCCUCGAAGAGGCGACAUCGACCCAGAGGCAGAGGGUCAACAGGCCACACAACAACAGGAGAUCAAGCGCAUGAUGCAGAUGAUGCAGCUGAUGGCUCAAAUGGUGGUCAAACAAGAUCAAGAAUGGAACAGUCUACGCAGAACAGAUCAAUUCAUUCUUUUUUGAACCCAGAUCCACAGGGCGCAUUGCAUCAACUGGUUCAGGAGACGGCCCAAUGGAAACAACAAAUGGAGAACCCAUCGAAGUCCCAGAUGAGACCCCUGCGACAACAUCUCAUCCUGACCUUGCUGCAGACCCUUCACACCAAUGCGGGCAAGAUUGUGGAGAGCAAAGAGCAGGACCCCCUGCACCAAACGUCAGUGCAGAAAGGGCUGAUCUUGGCAGACAAGAGUUUUCCAUUUCACCGUUGGGAUGCGCACACCCAGAAACUGUUGAUAGACAAGAAGCAACCAGUCAGCUCUCAGAAGAUGUUCCAGCACCUGACGGAGCUACAGGAGAUGGUUCUGGACCGGGACCUAGUGGUCCGAUUUCAUGCCUUGAAGGCGGUGUCAGACAAGGACCUUGCAGCAGUCCCUUGGCGACUGCAAAUCAAUCUCCGGAACAACAGAGACAUGAGAGUAGCCUACACGUCAGAGCUGGCUGCCGCCAUGCAGAAGACUGUGAGUGGGUUGAUCAUGCAAAAUGACCGCAAUUGGUGCUACAUCAAUAGUGUGAUGUAUGGUCUUUUAUGGACCUUGCUUUGUCUGGACAGACCAGCUUUUGACCUUUGGGGGGCGCAUGGACCUGAGCUAGUUGCGUUUUUGAUCCAGCACUCUUGCAAAAUCGCAGUGCUGGCAGAUAUUCCCUGGCUAGCUCCCAUCUUGCGCAAUUGGGGACCAACACAGGAACAGAAAGACUGCGCUGAAUGUGCGCAGAAAAUUCUGACCUGGCUUGCUGCAGAUGCGUUUGACAUGGGAUGGGAAAGACGCCUCGACACAUGUGAUGGCUUCAUUACCAUGGAUGUCAAUAGCGCCUGCACUCCAAUCAUUUUGACCUUCACCAGAGACAUGCACACACAUGGCAGUUGCACAUUUUCAGGGCUGAUCUCUUCCUGGUCCCAGGAGAAUUCCAUGCAAGCCGCGCUGAAGACGGCAUCACCUUGUAUUUGCCUUCAACUGGAUCGGCACUACCAGGAUGAGGUUGGGAACAUUUUCAAAACCAACUGCGCCAUUGAACUGGAAACUGAAGUUGCCAUGCCGGUUUUCACACAACAUGAUUUGCAGACGGAACAUGUUGGAUACAUUCCUAUUGCUGGAGUGGCGCACUUGGGUAUGGAUAGGGCGGGACACUGCAGAUCCAUCAUGAAAAUUCAACCGUCUUUGGUGACAGCCACCAGACCAGCGGCAUGGCUGACAACCGAAGAUGAUGAAAGACCCACACCGACGUGGGAUGUACCAGCUUGGUUCAAGUGCAACGCGGCACUGAUUUGGCUGGUGCGCACUGAUAUGCUGAACCUGAUGCCGCAGAACCCACUUCACACCAUGAAGUUGCUCUCCAACACGAGCUGCUGCAUCUUCUGGUCUGGCAUCCUCAUCAACGAGAACAAUGCCACGGAUGGUCAAGAGCACAAAGGCUUGAACUUUAUCAACGGUGGACUAGCAACACAGACACCGCUGUACAACAGAAAUGCACGGUCAGAGAGACAAUCACAGCAAGAGGCAGUGUGCAAGUAUGACAUCACACCCUUCCAACGCUUUCCGGUACACAGCAAGCAUCUUCGAGACCUUCGACAACCCAGUUUGGAGAACUUGAUCAAGGUCGUGCUGAUGAAGCUCGUGAUCAUUUUCGACUGUACCAGGCAAUCCGUGAACUUGCUCCCAAACAACCAUAUCGCAGAAUACAAAUCCGUGAUUCCGAUGGCAGGUUACUGCAUCCUGAAGCAGCUGCCGACCGGAUCUGUGACUGGUUUGCUGAACUGUACCAUGAUGCCGAUGAGGAAUGUGGAACAGGGGCACCAUCUGCCUACUUCCAAAGCACACCCGACGUUGUCACCUGCCGCAGGAGUUACGUCCCAUUACGUUGUGACCUCUUCAGCACAGUUCAAGCUGACGCUUCAUAGAAUUGGGCAGACCUUGGACAUCCUGGAAGAUGCCAAACUUUCUAUCAACUUGGAAAAGACCUUUGCCCUGAUGCGGUUGGUCUUGACGGAGAGCUGGUUUCUUCAGCGGCAGCGUCAUUCAGACCGGAUCCCUGUUCAGCCUGACAUUGAAGAAGUCGAACAUCGCGUUCGAGUGCAAGAGUUGUUGCAGUACGCCAGAGGUGACCAAAUCACUCCUGUGCGAUCGGCUUUGGUCUGCCAGCACUGUGGCAAGGUCUACACGACACGACAUGGCCUCUUGCAGCAUGCUCGAAGAUACCACCGUGCUGAACAGGCGGUUGAAGAAGCCACAGCACUUGAUAUUGACAUGCAGUGCCAAAUCUACCAGGCGGUGACGCUCAACGCCUGUGAAGACUUGCUGCUGCAGGAAGACAUUCAGCACUUCCUCUCCACGAGGUGCCUGAAAUGUCAAAAGACCUAUGCAGGUCGACGUGCAUUGAGUCGGCAUAUCAAACAAAACCAUGCAAGUGAGUGGCACGAGUGCGAACUUCGCGCCAUGCAAUUGGACAUUCAGUGGAAGCCGAUUUAUGGUUGUGUUUGCAAACCGACUAUGCACACCAAGCAUAUUUGUCAGAUGUACCUUCAGUUCAUUUUGCUCAGGUUGGACCAUGAGCGACAGAUGAUGCCAUUGCUGGUGGCUGAACCUCCAGACGUGAUUCUCAGUGUGGUGGAACAGAUCGAACCCCUGCUCUGGCUGGGCUUUGCACAGAACUUAUACAGCAAGAGCCAACUGCGCCUCAAUCUGACACGACACUGCCAGGUUUGCGGCUACACUGGGCUGAAUGCAGAGGACCUGCGUCUUCACAUGCAUGCGAUACAUCCAGUACACCUUCAAGAGAGCCAAUAUCUCAUCGAGAUGUUCAACUGGUGCAUGUUCAUGGAAAUGGGCUGCUUCUGCAACCCGUCACCGGGAUGGGGAGAGCUACAUCAUGAAUGUGUGGGUUUGACUCAGCUGGCAUUGAUCGCUGCUUCCUACGGCUGGCAGGUGGUGCUACCAUGGCCUUUUACUUCUCAGGAUUUGAUCGGCCUGCUUGGCAACCUGCUUCCCUGCUCGGCCCUUCAGAGAAUCACAAUGGCCUUGAUGACCAGGAAUUUCCAUCAACUGUGGGAAGACACUGAGCUAUUGACAAUGCUAGCCACUCACUGCCUUGUCUACCAGGAACCGGUGGCGAUGUCCCACAUACAGGCUCAUCUGGUUGUGGCGCAUCAGAUCACCAAUGACAGGUUGAAGUAUGUGACACAUCAACUCAGUGCAGUGUUCGAUCAAAUCUCCAUGGCUGAGGAGAGAUGCGACUGGUGCCAUGAGCUGUUGCACACUUAUUUGGACGCAGAUGAUGUGAUGCAAGUUGACGUCCAUGCUCACCUGCAGAAGUGCCCGAUGAUCACACAACUGGCCAUGCUGUUGAUGCAUCCCCGAUGGUCUGUUCCAGCACUGCAACCACUGACCUGGGCCACGCAGGAGAGAAUUUGUGAGAAUCGCCGCAAGCACGAGCUGAAGCUUUGGCAAUUCAAUGUGAGCACCUCAGACACAUAUGGACAAUCACUUGAACCAGCAUCGGAAGGCAUAGACUCGGCCAUGAGGAUUUGGGGCAACCUUCUGACGAAGGAGCAAAUGAACAAUUUGGGCAUCACUCCACCAGUCCAUCGCGACAAAGGUCGAGAAGGCAAGCGGCCCAGGACAGACCGCAAGACAGAUCGCAAAGAUCGCUCAGCUUCGGAGUCCACGACCACGGUGCCGACAGAAGUGCUGGGAACCUUGUGUCGGUUGGUGCUGCGACACGAGGAUACGAUCAACAGCCUCCUUCAGAAGAGUCAGUUCAUUGUCCACCUGGCGACGGGCCCUGGGAGUGUCCUCCCACUACUGAUGGAUGCCAGCCGCACUUGGCAUCAGCAGGAAACGAAGCCCAUUCCUCUGAGGCACCUGCUAGUCCAAACCAUGGUCCAGGAACUGGAGCGUCGCUUGAAGACGCUGAUGGAGGCGACGCCGACAGCAGAACUGUUCCAGGACUGCAAGUCCUAUCAUCUGGUGAAGGACGACACCAACCGGUCCAUGCCUUUCCUUCGCUGGAGUCACCAGCGCAAAUGCCUGGAACCAACGGAGCAGGCAUGCUUGCCCAUCAACGAGGUGCACCGGAGUCUGCAGAACAUCCUACGAUUGCUGGCGGACCACAGGGUGACCCUUCGAUUUCACAGUCUGAAGAAGGUUCAAGACACCAAAGAGAAUCAGCAGGCAGUGCCGUGGAUUUGGACAGUGGCACAACGCCACGACCCGGAACUCUGGCACGAGGUUGCCAAAUUGGCCUAUCACAGUUCUUGGCAGCUCAUCCAAGUGCGUCUUCGUCCUCAAGGUCUCGAUCGCACUCCACUGGCCAAACAGAUCCAGAAGAUGAUGUGUUUUUGCAGAGCAGCUGAGGAGGUGGGCCACCAAAUCAUCCUGACAUUGGAUAGGACCAUGCAGAAUGAGGAUCCAACGCAAUUCCGAAGCUUCAGCACUCUCACGAGGACUGGAGAGGAGGAGCAGACAGCGGAAGAGCAGACCCUUGGAUAUUGGUGGCACUCCAUUCCAGCCCGUGCUGGGACACACGGGCUCUGCACAGUCAUUUGCUGUGAGGCUAGUGACACACCACAGUUGGAUUUUGCGCAAUUGCGACAUUGGCCACAUUGGAUUUGUAAGCUCCUCCAUAUCUUUUGUGUGGUUCUGCUCAUUCAACAAUUUCAGAUGACGGAUCAGACCUGGAGCGGGGGUGAGGGUUGUGUCCUUUCCACGGAGGACACUGAAGCGCCUGAGACAUGGGAAACAGCACUGAUCAACCAACUCGGUGCAAAGCAACGUGGAUUUCGGCCAACAAACUGCUUCGGCAACUCCUGGCCCCAACUGGAUUCGGUGAAAAAGAGAAGUCUCAAACGUGCCUACACCAGGGCUCUACGUGAUGGCUCAUGCUGGUAUAAAGGACAGUGCUACACUGCUCAGCACUUUGCUGGUGUGCCUGCACCGUCUUCUCAGCGAUUGCCUGCCACACGAGCUCAGGGAUUUCACAAUCACACCCAAUGCAACCUCCGACAUCAGAGCCGCAAAUAUCUCAGAUAUCUUUCCUGGAAUGGGGGUGGAAUGAGUGCGCAUCGUUUGGAAGAAGUGAAACAAUGGUGCAGAUGCCAAUGCAUUGACAUCCUGGUCUUGACGGAGACGCGAUGGCAAUUCUCCAAUGAGUGGAUGGAUAAUCAUUGGAUUUCACUGCACACUGGAGUGACUUCAACUGUCGACUACCACAGUCGAGAGGACAUGUUGGCAGUGAUGCCUUUAUCUGGGACUCCUCGUUGCGUACUGGCUCUUCUCAUCCUGAUGAAGGCCAGUAUCAGCAUGCAGCAGCGGGACCAAGGCAGACAGGCGUUUUUGACCUCAAGCCCUGCAUGGCAAGCAUUCAUGGAUGCAUCCGCUGCAGUGAUUCAACAACACUUGACACAGGUUGAUCCCCUGGAUCCAACCAUGAUUCCUGAGCUGCAUAGAAUCACCAGUGCGGUAUAUGUCCAACAUUUCCCUUGCCAUGUACAGCAGAGAGAGACAUUGCCUGAUGAAGCUGGCCGAUCCCUCAUCAUGGACAAAUGGAGGCAUCGAGAUUGCUGGAAGAAACUCUUGCUGCCUUCAGCACGAAACAUUUUGCGCGCAUGGUUUCACAUGACACGUUUUAAACUUCUUCGCAAAGAGCACAGGCGCCAUGCCUAUGCAGCCAGACAACAGCGAUUUGAUGCCAUCCUGGACCAGGCUCAGACUGCGGCAAAUCAACAUGACUCCUAUCAACUGUUCAGGGUGAUUAAUAGGUUCUCCCCAAAGACCUCCAAGCGUAGGUUGCAGCUACGUAAUGUGCAUGGAAACCUGGCCACUCCAACUGAAGAACGUGCCAUGUUGCAUGCCUUUGUUGCCAAGACAUGGAGUGGCCCGGAAACUGUCCCGCGACUGUUUCCUGCCACCACAGGUUUGCCAUUUGACCAAGAUGCGCUCCUGAAAGCCCUUGAGCAAAUUCCGAUUUCCAAAGCAGUUGCACGGCCAUUCACACCAGGACUCAUUUGGAAAUCACAUGCAAAUUUGCUUGCACCCCCCUUGUUUCGAAUCUUGCAGCAGCUUUGGGAUUGCCCAGAACCGAGAGUGCCAGCUUGUUGGCGAGAUGCCUGGCUCAUUCUCAUCCCGAAACCUUUAAAGGCAGCAUGUUCACCAGAUGCAUUGCGUCCUUUGGCGCUCCAGGAACCUAUAGGGUUGAGUCGCAUUUUGUACUACUUUGGGAUCAUCAUGGAAGUUUUGCAAGACAAAGGGUUGGUGAUCAACACCACGAAAUCAGCUGUUAUUCUCACGAUGGGUGGCACCAAUUUUCGCCAAGCCAGAUCCACCUUGACCUUUUUUAACAGAGAUGGUGAAUGGAUUGAAAUCAAAGGCCGCGCCAAGACUUUUACCUUGCCAGUUGUGAAACAAACCAAAUACCUUGGUGCCAUGGUCAGCUACAUGCAGUUUGAAGAUGCAACCGUGAAGUAUCGAGUUGGCCUGGCAAAAGUUGCGUUUGCGAGACUGAAGAAGUGGCUCACAGCACGGCGGGGUUUGAUUGCACAAUCCAGACUGCGAUUAUGGUCCACUUGUGUUUAUCCCAUUUUGACCUAUGGUAUUUUCACGAUAGGACUCACUCGACAAUGCCUCCAGAUGCUGCAAACCACCAUGAUCACCAUGCUGCGCCAAAUCCAUCAUGACCAUGCGUAUAACACAGGUAGAACCCAUACCCAAGCUCUACAUUUCCACGGCCUUGACCACCCCUUGCUGUGGCUAUGGCGUGCUGCUGACACCUUGCUCUUGUCAGCCACUAAGCAGCGUUUGCCUUGCGUACCACAUGACAUUUGCAAUCAACUUGAUUGGAGUCCAGUCCAAGCAGCCAAAGACCUGAUUGCCACAGUGCAUGAUUCAGGCCUGCUCGUGCCUGACAACAUGAUACCUUCUGCAGAGGUGGCCACAGACAUGAUUUUCCAGUGCCAACACUGUUCAUUUCGUGCCUCGAGCCUCUCAGUCUUGCGCCGACAUUGCACACAAGUCCAUGGUAAUGCACGAUAUCGAAGAUUUGUUCCACAGGUAUCACAAUACAUGCAUCAAGGGUUGCCUGUUUGUAUGCAAUGUGGGCUGUCAUUCACCACUUGGAGACGUUUCAUCAUUCAUGUGCAACGUGGCUGCCAGGCUGCCUCAAUGGAAGCACGCACUGCCCGGCCCAUUGCGCCGUUUGCUGACUCAGCCAACCCUCCAACUGGCUCAUCGGAAGGAGUGACCACCCUGCUGACUUCUGCGGAUAUCGACACCAUCCAGAAGCUUGAAUUUGGCCCACGUCUCUUGACGCUGAUCAAACAUCGACGUUGGCCUGAACUGCUGCGUGAACGUGCAAGUUGCCUGUAUCUCUCCCGUCACUGCCUGCUGUGCGGCCAAUACGUAGGCAGGGCACAAGCGAUGCAUCAUCAUGUCAGAGCUGUUCACCGAGCAGCCAUUGACCAGGUACAGACAAAGGCAACUCAGUUGACGAACCUGCACAGCGAUGAGAGUCCUUGCACAGCAUGCGGGGUGACCUUCAUCUAUGGUCACUCCUGCAACGUAUGGUUCCAGGUAGCCCUCUUGAUUGUCCACGGCCCGAGGAUGACAGCUACCUCAACAACUGAGUUACCGGUGCAUCUGCAGUGCGAGAUAUGUGGCACCACCUGUGAAACCUCUCAGGAACUCCAUGCCCACCUGCGACAAGAACACAGAUUGGUGAGCUCAGUCUGGCAAGAAAGCAGGGAUAGCUUCCAGGGAGAUCCCGUUUGCAACCACUGCCAUCUUUUGUUCCAAACGAUGGCUGGAUUGCGUUCUCACAUAAACCAGGGCAGAUGUGAGAAGUUUGACCCAGAUCUUUCUUCCACACCCUCCCCUGUCCUGGACAUAUGGCGUGAAGCCUGCUGCCAAGGUGCCUUUGAGCAGGUGCUCCAGAGUUCGCACAACAAGCUCCGCCUGACGCUUCAGUGUCAAUGCUGCCCCAAGAGGUACACUCGUGCCGCCGACUUGUCGGCACACAUUCAGGGCUCCCAUGCAGAGAUCUGGAGUGCUGCACAAUCUCUGGUGCAUCAGAUGGUUCAACGGUACUAUGGCACCCUGGGCUGUGUUUGCAACCCAUCAUGCAAUGUGAACAGGCUUCAUCACAUUUGCCUGCCAUUUUGGCAGCUUGCAAUGCAAUUUGUGCGCCUACCCAAUGCCAUUUACAUGCCAGCUUGCCAGCGCACCACUGAGAUUGCCAGGGUCCUGCCUCCUCAUGUUCCAGCUGACCAGCGUGAAACCCUGGAACAAGCCCUUGGCAGAUACGAUCUGACGAUGGUGUGGACUGACUCCUUGUUGCUGGACACCCUGAGUGGCAGCUGCUUGCUGUGUGGCCUCGACAUGCUGCCGGCAGAACUGUACUAUCACCUGCAUGAGAUGGAGAACGAUGGAGCAGUUCAACAGAUGCUGCAAUCCUUUCAGAACCUGGUGCUUCCCCUGGAUCCCAACCUGAAGUUGCAGCCAAACCCAGGCGCAAGCAAAAAACAACGCAGACUUCCGGCCGAAGAAGCAAAUGGCCGCGCUCCACCACCAGGUCAUCGCCAAGAACAAGCCCAAGAUCAACGGAAGAUCCUGGAAAUGAUGGCGCGACUGCUUCUGAGAGUGGAUCGAGACCUACAGGUGCUGCAGCGGGAAACCACCUUCAUCUUCUAUUUCAGUUGCAACGAAGACACGGGAGUCCUCCCUCAGCUGCUGCAGGCGGCGGACAAGUGGCACAAGGACAUGCAGGAGGGUGCAUCAUCAUCGAAGAUGCCAUUGAGACAGGUCCUGUUGCAAACAGUGAUCCAUACACUGGCGACACGGGUCACCAAGUUGCUGGAAGCUCAGGAAGAUUCUCCACUGAUGCAGGCGGCUCGGAAGUCCCACAUUUUGCUGGAGAACAAGACGGUGCCGUUCAUGGAAUGGAAUGGACACGAGCAACGCCUGCAGAUCUCCAGCAAAACUCCAGUGAGCUUGACCAAAAUGAGCCAGCAUUGCACCGAACUGAUGGACAGCUUCAGCAAUGCCAACCUCAUCAUGAAGUUCCACUCGCUGCCCACCAAGCAGGGCAGUUUGGUGACUCCAUGGCGCCUUCAGAUGUCAUGCAGGGAGGACAGGACGUACGAGCUGCUGGCACACCUGGCUCAGUCCCAAAUCUGGACGCUCCUGGCGGCCAGCCUCAAGCUGCACAACCAACACCAAAGCUCCCUGGCGACCAACAUCGAGAUCAGCUUGGGACUGAAACCGAACAAGGGUCAGGGCAAGGGCAAAACGCGCCACAAAGGCAAAGCCAUGAAGGAGCUCAAAACCGAGGCAUGA